Messenger RNA from Paramecium tetraurelia, 1065 nucleotides. RefSeq lists its product as uncharacterized. The record is from RefSeq and is a predicted model, not a curated record. Gene Ontology annotation, biological process: protein autophosphorylation; autophagy; peptidyl-serine phosphorylation. NCBI's taxonomy places the organism in Eukaryota, Ciliophora, Oligohymenophorea, Peniculida, Parameciidae. Gene Ontology annotation, cellular component: autophagosome; cytoplasm. The transcript has 2 exons. Gene Ontology annotation, molecular function: protein serine/threonine kinase activity; ATP binding.
AUGUAAAAAGAAGUCUAAUUGUUAAAGUCACUAGAUCACCCUAAUAUUGUUUAAUAUCUUGAUUCUUGUAUUUUAUCUUAUUCCAUCAAUUAAUACCAUCAAGAAAGAUUAGGUUAUAUAUGUAUGGAAUUGGGAUCAUACAACUUGGAUGACUUUAAACAAGCAGGGUAUCCAAUUGAUAAUACUUUAAUUGAUCAAACUCUUAAUGCCCUUGCAUAUUUGCAAAGAAAACAUAUUGCUCAUUGCGACAUCAAACCAGCAAAUAUUUUGGUUAUGGAAUUGAAACCUAUUUGUUAUAAAAUUUGUGAUGUUGGUUCAAGCAAGCUCCAAAGUUCAGAAUUAGUUGACUCUGUUGGAACUUAUAAAUAUAUGUCACCAGAAAUGUUAUAAGGGGAUGCCAAAAACUAUUAUUUAUCUGAUGUCUUUUCGUUGGGAUUGCUGUAUCUUAGUAUUUACAAAGACUUCUCAAUAUCUCAUGCGAAACGUUGUGAAAUAACUCCUCAAGAAUUUAUUCAGAAAUUACAUGCUAAAAUCAAUUAAGAUGAAGAUGAUGUUUCGAUUCUUUUAAGAAAGAUGAUCUAACUUGAUCCAAAAGAUAGACUUGAUUUUAUUUAACUAGAGUAGUUUUGGGAGGAUCAUAAAAGAAAUAAAAUAAAACAAUCCAUGCUAGAUUCUAAAGAAGGUUCUAUUAGAUUUAAUUCCAACACAACUUUCCUUUAGGAUGACUCGCCUUUGAAAUCCUCACCUUAUAAAAUUGGUAGAUUGACUAAAAAAUUAUAACCAAAUUCCAAAUAAUCAUUUUAUUCAUAAGGCAAUAAUUUUUCAAAUGAGAAAAAUAAUUCUGUGCUUCCAUUUUCAUCGAACCAAAUAACUGACAGAAAAACCGCAACAUCUACCAGGUAGAGAGUUCAAUCUUUUUAAUUAAAAUUCGAAUCGAUUCAAAAACCCGCAAAAUCACCUGAGAAACCUAAAUUAGCUAGCCCACUUAAAUAAAAUACAAACAAUAAGUUUUAACUUCCUCAGCUUCCGCUUCAGCAUUUGAAAAUUAGAUUAAUUCAAUCAUGA